UGAGGCUCAGAAAACAACUAUGCAAGCAAAAUUCGACAAAGACAUUGAAAAUUUGAAAUGUGGUUUAUUUCGCAUUGAAAGAUUUAUAGGCAGUGACAGUGACUUCAGGUUCUACACUGGCUUUCCCAAUUACUCGUGUUUUAAAGCGUUUUAUGAUUACCUCUCACCCGCUUGUGAACACCUUAUGUACUUUGGCACACACAGUACCCCUGUAACUUCAGAGUCUCAAAGCAAAUGUGGCAAACCAAGAUCCUUGUCACCAGAACAAGAAUUAUUUCUUGUUCUUGUAAGGUUACGUUUGGGGUUACUUCUACAAGAUAUUGCACACCGGUUUAAUAUAUCAGCUAGCCAUGUGUCUCGCAUUUUUAAAACCUGGAUAAUUUUUUUACACCACCGCCUUCGUUCCCUACCAAUUUGGCCCAGUCGCAAAUUUAUUGACGAAAACAUGCCCCCCUGCUUUCAACAAGCCUAUCCAAAAACCAGAGUGAUCAUUGAUUGCACAGAAAUAUUUAUUGAAAUGCCUUCGUCAUGCAGGAGUCAAUCAGUCACAUUCUCUAGCUACAAGCACCACAACACUGCAAAAGGCCUGAUUGGUAUUUCACCGAGUGGAUACCCAAGUUUUGUUUCUUGUUUGUAUGCUGGGCGCACAAGUGACAAAAAAAUUACCAAUGACUGUGGCAUUCUAAGUCUUGUUGAGCCUGGAGAUGAAAUAAUGGCAGAUAGGGGGUUUGAUAUUGAGACUGAUCUUCCAAGCGGAGUUUUGUUAAAUAUUCCACCUUUUCUUAACGGACAGCCUCAAUUAUCGGCAGAAGACGAAGUUAAAACACGCAAAAUUGCAUCGGUCAGAGUUCAUGUUGAGCGUGCAAUAGCCAGAGUUAAAAAUUAUCGAAUCUUGCACCAAGUUAUUCCAUUGACAUUGGCUGAAAACUUGGAACAAAUUUGGAGUGUUUGCUCCUAUUUAACAUUGUUUUUACCGUCAAUAAUUAAAGAUAAGCAAUCUUAAACUGUUAAGUUAGUUCUAUUAUGAGCCUAAUGCACAAAUUAUAUAAUGCUGUUUAUUACAAUUCUGGUAACAUAUAUUCAGCAUAG
Dendronephthya gigantea is the source of this 1089-nucleotide messenger RNA. RefSeq lists its product as uncharacterized. Bases 20 to 1003 code for a protein of 327 amino acids. The record is from RefSeq and is a predicted model, not a curated record. The transcript has a single exon. Lineage: Eukaryota; Metazoa; Cnidaria; Anthozoa; Malacalcyonacea; Nephtheidae.